Molecule: messenger RNA, 4646 nt
Organism: Acanthaster planci (crown-of-thorns starfish)
Lineage: Eukaryota; Metazoa; Echinodermata; Asteroidea; Valvatida; Acanthasteridae
Biological process (GO): heterophilic cell-cell adhesion; Notch signaling pathway; establishment or maintenance of epithelial cell apical/basal polarity
Cellular component (GO): signaling receptor complex; plasma membrane; cell surface
Molecular function (GO): calcium ion binding
Source: RefSeq, a predicted model, not a curated record
AUGCAAAAACUAUUGUGCCGUGGUACCGCUGCUACUCCUAUCCUUUUUUGAGACUGCCAUAGUGUUUGCAUAUUCACUUCAGUUGCAUUCGUCCACUCCAAGUCCCAAAUGGCGCUGAGAACUAUUUUCCUCUUCGGCUGUGUGAGUACUUUGAUUUUCCUUCAGUUGGUCAAGGGGAGGCCUAAUGGAGCACCAAUAGAGGUCUGUGCGACGAAGUUGCCCGGUCACCGCAUACCGGGAACCACAAACAACUACCCACCGCAGGUAACAGCCAGUCCGUAUGUGACCGGAGCCACCUCAUCAACAUACACCAUCAACCAAGCCAUCGGAGUCCGGGUCAUUACUCUGCAAGGCCAAACUCAGCCGGUGGCAUUCUUCCUCCAAGUCUUGGACAGCAGCAACAACGCCGUGGGGCAAUGGGUGGAUUACCCCUCCCAGGUGGCCCACACUUUCUCAUGCAACGUCCCUGGCAGCGUCCUGCCAGCAGAUCAGGAUUCCGUGACUCACAACGAUGUGACUGCCAAGCCCACGGACAUGUUGUUCAUGUGGAUGGCGACAGCGGACUACGGACCCGUCACAAUAUAUGCCGUUGUUGCUCAGCAGUUUACAACAUUCUGGGUCAUCGAGACAAGUAUGCUUUCCUAUCAAGUGUCAGCUUGUGUGUCCAACCCUUGUGUGAAUGGUGGAACAUGUAGCAAUGCCGGCCAGGGCGGUUACACCUGUAAUUGCCCCACUGGUUACAUUGGUACUAACUGUGAAAUAGAAAUGCCUUGUAGUAGCAACCCUUGCAUGAAUGGAGGAUUGUGUUCAGUGAGAGUGACCCCAGUGGGACAGUUCACCUAUGAAUGCCAGUGUCUGCUUGGUUUCUCAGGAACCAACUGCGAAGUUGACCCUUGUCGCAGUGGUCCAUGUCUGAAUGGGGGCACGUGCCGUCAAUUCAGUUCUGUCACUGGUAAUCUGAUCUAUCAGUGCACAUGUCCUUCAACACAUUUGGGAACCAACUGUGAAGUCGAAGUUGGUCCUUGUAGCAGUGGUCCUUGUCAGAAUGGAGGUGUGUGCGGUCAAUUCAGUUCUGCCCCUGGCACUCGGGCCUAUCAUUGCCAAUGCCCUCAGACUCAUACAGGACUCAACUGUGAACUUCAAGUGGAUCCAUGCGGAAGUGGCCCCUGUAGAAACGGCGGCACUUGCCAAUCGUUGGGCUCUUCAUCUGGUCUGCUGGUCUAUCAGUGUAGUUGCUCAUCGUUGUUCACGGGAACCAACUGCGACGUCCCAGUUAACCUGUGCACCACCCUGAGCCCCUGCAGAAAUGACGGCACCUGCCUCUCAACGACCACAAAUAACCAGCCGAGUUACGUCUGCGUGUGUCCUAAUGCGUGGAUGGGCCUGACAUGUGAAGAAUUUGUUAACUUGUGCCUCACCUUGACCCCUUGUAAUAAUGGAGGGACGUGCACGCCUACCAGUAAUAACAACGUGGCCGGUUACCAGUGUGCCUGUCUGUCUGCUUGGACGGGCCCAAACUGCGAGACGCCAGCCAAUCUCUGCAACUCGCUGCCGUGUCAGAAUGGAGGUACCUGCACGCCACAGAACACUGGGGGCCAAGCCGCCUACAGCUGUACCUGUCUCUCAGCUUGGACGGGCACUAACUGCCAAACAGCAGUGAACCUCUGCGUCCCCGUCUCUCCGUGCCAAAACGGUGCCACCUGCUUACCCGAUAAUCCCAACAAUCAGGCUGGCUUCAGAUGCUUCUGUCCAACCAGCUGGACUGGCAUCAUCUGUGAAAUUCCAGUGUCGGGAUGCAACAGUAAUCCCUGUCAGAAUGGAGGCCAUUGUAUCCCCACCCCUGGCGCAUCGGACUACACCUGUGACUGCACUGUAAUUCCCGGGGAGCCUUUCAUUGGAACAUACUGCCAAAAUGCUAAUCCUUGCUUCAAUAACAACGAGUGCUUGAAUGGUGGAGUCUGUGGUUAUGAGAAUGCUGAUGCAACUCCAACCAUUGUCUGCAACUGUCCGUCCACGCACACUGGUUCACGUUGCGAAAUUGUCGUUGCCUGUCUCAACCAUGGCUGUGUGCGUGGGUCAUGCAUCCCCCAGGGUGUCUCCUACAUCUGUCUGUGCGAACCAGGCUGGGGCGGUGUUCUUUGCGAUCAAGAGUUGCAAUGCUUCCAGAACCCAUGUGGCAAUCACGGCACAUGUCGGGAGCUGGGCAACUCCUUCGUGUGCGACUGCGAGGCAAACUACCAUGGUACCACCUGCAACAUCUUAAGCCCGUGUCUGGCCUCCCCUUGUAACUUUGGGACUUGCUCGGUGAUUGCCAAUGGAGCGUCGUUCAAUUGCAAUUGCUUUCCCAACUGGACGGGUGAACGCUGCAACAUCACUGUCAUGUGCAACCCCAACCCUUGCCUGAAUGGAGGACAGUGCAAUGCCGCCCCAGAUGGAUCCAGCUUUGACUGCACCUGUCUACCGGGCUAUUCAGGAUCUUUGUGCGACAUAGUGGAUCCUUGUGUACGCCAACCUUGCCUCAACAGCGGUCAGUGUAUCCCCGGCAAUUUCAACAGCUUCUCCUGUGUCUGUCAACCAGGCUACCGGGGCGAUUUUUGCCAGGAUGUCGACCCUUGUCUCCCCACUAACCCAUGUCAAAAUGGCGCUCAGUGUACACUCUCCGUCGACGGCUUCAGUCCGCGGUGUACCUGCAUCAAUGGGUACAGUGGCUCAUUCUGCGAGAUAGGUAUCUGCUCGUCUGCACCAUGCCAGAACAACGGUAUCUGUACACAAGUUGGCAGCUCAUUUAGGUGUCAGUGUCCAGCAGACUUUACCGGGACCAGGUGUGAAACAAAUCUCAACAGCCUAUGCAAUAGCCAGCCCUGUAAGAAUGGCGGAUGGUGCUACGACGACGAAUCCCGCGGCUACGUGUGCACCUGCUUAGUAGGUUACAGCGGGAGAGACUGCGAAGUUGGAGAGUUCUCGUGUAACCCAAAUCCCUGCAAGAACAAUGGUCUUUGCACCACUGAGCCUGGGUCCACUUACAAGUGCACAUGCAGGGGAAGUUUUACCGGACGGAAUUGUGAUGUCUUCAUGGGCCCCCAGAGCUGCACGGUCAACGUAUGCAGAAACGGCGGCACCUGCAGCAUCAGCAACCAGGGGGUAGUUACCUGCACCUGUCCACCUCGUUACACUGGUGCCACCUGCCAAACACAGAUUCCCGUACCUCCUGGAGGUUCUGCUAGCACGGUUAUGACCUCCUGGCUGCUGAUAACGGGAGCGAUGCUACUGGCCUGGCUUCUCCAUUGGUAAUCAGACAGAGGCUUGGAUUGGUUGUAGUUGAGUGGGAGGGGGAGGAGCAUGAGUCACCGGGGGGGGGAGUUUUUUGUUUGAUUCUUUUCAUGUAUAAAUCACUUGUUUUGCACUACUUAAUCUAUUAGAAUUACAUAGAACAAUUUUCAUAUUCACUUCUGGGCAAUUUCAGACCAGAAAUUUUCAACGUAUGACAGGAUCGUAGCAUAAGAAUGUGACAUGUUGAUGUCAGGCUAUAACCCUUCAAGAUCAAAGUUGAGAGCAAGGUUGAAAGGAAGGCUGAAGAAUAAACAGGGAAAAUGACCUUUGGCUAAAAUCAGCUGCUGUGGUGAUCAUUAUUUUCCACACAUUGUUGAAUAAUGGCUGUCCUUGUUUUUCUCAGUUUUUCUCGAAUAGAGGUUUUACAGUUUGAAAAUCUGCUGUCCCUGUAGUUUCCCUGCAUUUUUUUCAAAUUGUAUGGAUACAGAGGCUAACAAAUCAUAUACAGAGGCUAACAAAUUAUAAAAGCCGGGAAUGUUGCAUAAAGGCUUCAUAAUUCUCAAAUAUUAUUGGAAACUGGGACAAUUUCUCAAAAAAGAAUAUAAUGUAUUAUCAUUUUAAGCAGAUGUUGAGAAUUGGUAGGCACUUUAAUACAUGUAUCUCUAUGCUGCCAAUUUAGCUGAAAUUUGACACAACUCGUUGAGUACUGAUAGCUAGUAAAGGAAAAUUUUAUGAUGAAUGUAACAUAAGAACUGCAAAUAUAACUCAGAUUGCACAUUUGUGCAAAAUAAACUUCUUCCAUGAAGCCUGCCUGCUGUGUUGAUGUUACACAUGUAUUUGAUAAAUAGAUGUCGCUCCUUGUUCGAAAGAGGGCUCCCUUCAGAUAGACGUAUCUGGAGCUGUGGUCGAGAGUUAUUGUCCUAACGACAGUUCAUUUUCAUUCCAUUGUAUGAUGUACAUGAAAGCAUGUAAAGGUGGUUACGUUGUGAAGAGAAUAGUAAAUAAUUACCGCGUGUAGAUGUACUAGGGUUAAAAUUCACUGAAUUGCUGGGGGGGGGGGGGUUUCAUGAAGUUUCAUCGAGUAAAAACUGAUAGAAAUGAUGGAAAUUAUACCAGAGCUUCUCAUUAGAGUUAAUAUUUGGUUUUGCAUAACAAUGUAUUUUGGUAGUCAAUAUUCAGGGUUUUAUGGUCCGUCGAUAAAAAAAGAAAAAAUUAAUAACCGUCAAUUAAAAAACAUGUAUGUUUGUACAGAGACUUUGUCUUUGAUUCUUAAUAUAUACUGAUUUGGUAAAAUGCUUUCAAUGGUUAAUAAUUUGGAGUUUGUAUAUUUUUGCAUAAUCACAACUGAUGUGUAGCAUUGAUAUUCCAUUCAAAAA